ACAUGUGUGGAUGUGUGUGAGUCUUUCAGAACGAAAGAAAAAGAGGAGGGAGUGAAACUUUGAUCUGUCCCAGCUUUGCUUAUAUUACUUCGUGACAUUUGUGAGGAAGGCAGAAUGAGAGAUGGGGGGAGAGAGAGAGAGAGAAGGAGAAUGUAUGAGUUAUAGGAAAUACCGUUUAUAGUCACAAAACUGGAAGAAAGUUACCACAGCUAUAGUUUGGAUUCAUCCAAUUUAGUGCUGAAGGGGGAGACAACUACUGCAUACAAUGCCGUCUUUCGAUGAGGUUUUAAAAGAGGCUGGAGAAUUUGGAAGGUUUCAAAAGAAGGUCUUCUUCCUCCUCUGCCAGACUGGCAUUACCUUUUCCUUUUUAUUUGUUGGAAUUGUUUUCCUGGGACGAGAUCCCGAGCAAUAUUGGUGCAGGAUCCCUUGUGUAUCUGAACUGAAGCAGCAGUGUGAAUGGACGUUUGAAGAGGAAUACAACAUUACCAUUCAAGCCGCAAGCCUGGUGAAUUCUUCGCAAUGUGAGAGGCAUGACAUAAAGUGGAAUAACACCAGGCAUAACUGUACGUACCCACUAGCUCAUUUUACCACCAACAACUCUGCCGGUGUGUCAUUUACUGCGUGCCAGGAUGGCUGGCUAUUCAAAAAACCUCACUCAAGUAUUGCCAGUGAGUAUGACCUUGUCUGUGAGAACAAGUGGAUAGUAGACAUGACUCAGUCUGUUCUCAAUAUGGGCUUUCUAGUAGGAGGGUUUGUUCUGGGAUACGCUGCAGACAGAUUUGGCAGAAUCACCAUUUAUCUCUUUUCUUGCUUUGGGGCAGGACUAUGUGGCCUUAUAGUGGCUUUUGCACAAAACAUUGUUGUAUUUUCAAUAUUUCGCUUUCUACAAGGAAUCUUUGGAAAGGGAACCUGGAUGACAAGCUUUGUACUGGUAACAGAGCUGGUUGGUUCAGAUCACCGAAGAGUCGUUGGAAUUGUAAUACAGAUAUUCUUCACACUCGGAGUUGUGAUUCUUCCUGGAAUUGCUUAUGUGAUUCCCACAUGGCAGGGGAUUCAGCUAGCUACCACGCUCCCCAACUUUCUUUUCCUACUAUAUUACUGGCUGGUCCCUGAAUCUCCACGAUGGCUGAUCACUCGCAAAAAAGGCGAGAAGGCUCUGCAGAUUAUGCAAUCUUUUGCCAAGGAGAAUGGACGAAGCCUUCCAGUACAUUUUUCAGAGAUCACCGUCUCUGAUGAAGAAGUGAGCAACCCCUCUCUGUUGGAUCUCGUUAGGACUCCGCAGAUGAGAAAAUUCACUUUGAUUCUCAUGUAUGCCUGGUUCACCAGCGCAGUAGUUUACCAAGGGCUUGUGUUGCGUCUGGGACUCAUAGAAGGGAACCUGUAUUUGGACUUCUUCAUCUCUGCAGUGAUAGAAUUGCCUUCAGCCUUCUUAAUCUUAGCGACCAUUGACCGACUUGGCCGGCGUCCCCUCUUUGCCUCAGGAACCCUCGUGGCAGGGGUUGCGUGCUUAAUCACAGCAUUUUUACCAAAAGAUAUACCAUGGUUAAGUACAAUGGUAGCCAUCUUGGCAAGAUUGGGGAUCACCAUCACUUUUGAACUUGUAUAUCUUGUGAAUAGUGAACUGUAUCCUACAGUUUUCAGAAACUUUGGUGUUUCACUAUGUUCAGGAAUGUGUGAUAUAGGGGGCACGGUAGCCCCAUUUCUGCUUUAUCGAUUAGCAGCCUUCUGGUCAGAGCUUCCUCUGAUUAUCUAUUGCAUACUUUCUCUUCUCUGUGGGAUUCUGGUGUUACUUUUACCUGAGACCAAGGGGCAGCCCUUACCAGAGACAGUGGAAGAUGUGGAGAAAAUGUCAAGUUUCAGUGUCUGUUGUGAAAAAAAGAAGCAGCAAAAUUCCAGCAAAGAAGUUUGAUCUUUUGCUAACACUGCAAAGCCUCAUGAGCUACCUGGUUCUCAACUACAUGACCAUUGGACACCAUCUUCCUGUUAAAGAAGAUGGAUUCAAUUAUGUCAUAAGCCUUAAAAGAUCCAUUUUAUAAAGUAAGCAUAGAAUUUUUCUAUGGGGUAAAUACGAACAUAUUUUCAGAACCUAUUGUUUCCAGAUAGGGAACUAUUAUAUGCGGCUCUCAUAGAAGAGUAAUCACUUCCAUUAAAUAUUUUGUUUUACUAUGGGAUCUUGGUUUUUUUUAUAUAUAUGCUUGGCCUAUCUCCUUUAUCUUUACUAAUUUGCAACACAGUUAUUUCAAAGUAUCUGGAAUCAACCAGAAACCAUUUGAUUCAAUGGAACAGGAUCAGAAUGGAAUGUUAAAAACAUUUUCAAAGAAAUAUGUUCCUUAUUUGAAAGGUAAAUAUAAGUAAGAACAUUCCUACAAGAAAUGUAGGAAUUAACUCUUCUUCUUACGGACUCAGGACAACAAGCACAUGUAUAUCACCUCAUGGUAAUGCUGUGGUACAGAUGAGACUAUAAGAUUGUUUCUUGACCCACACUCCAUGUACUGGUCUAAUUGACUGUAAUAAAGUAAUUGAAAUUGAUUGACCCACACUCCACAGGGAUCUUCAGGUUGGCCUGGGGAUUAGAAACCAUCUUUCUAUCUACUGCAUCAUGUUUAUCCUCCACAGGGUUAGAAUUAAAUUCUGGUACUGACUUAAAUUGCUAACCUGCCUCUUGAUACAGCCAAGUUCCAGAGAUUAACCCAGUCACAGUUAGAGAAGUUAAAGAUGUAAAAACUUUGCAGGUGCUGUUAAUACUUAGAUUUACACUGGUUCUUGAGAUUUUUGUAUGGGGUUUUUGUUUUGUUUUUUGGACUUCCUAUUUAACCAGUUAGAACACACAUCUCUAUGUGAGGGGGUUCACCUCUUCCCAGAACCUUUUACAAUGGUAUGUUGGGAAAAAUGCAAUUGUUUUUGGAAACUCCAAUUAAAAGGCAUUGAGAUACGUUCCCAUUGUAUAGGAGGAAUGCUGUUGUUUCUCUUAAGUUCCACCUACUCAGCAAUCUAUGUUCACCACUCUCUGUUAGAAAUGAGAGACAUAAACUAGAUAUGAAGUGACGUAAAUGUAUAGAGGUUGUGCAUUUGCCAUCUUUGGAGGUUUUUAAGAGGCUGGGCAGCUACCUCUCAAGGAUGAUUUAACUGGUUUCUUGCACACUGCAGUCUUUCCAGCUUCACAUUAUCUGGGAAGCAGACACAGGUUGGGGCAGACAGACAUCAGGAUCACAUAGCAAAUAUGGAGGGAGGGGGGGCGGAAUUUACUCUUUACUUUUUCACCAUGCUGCAGAAGAAAUUCCUUCCUUUAAUGGUUUUACUUGCUUUGGGCAAAAGUUCCUCCUGAAGCAAAAGCUCUUUCAGAUUUUUCACACAUAUAUAACUAACACUGUUUACAUUAUAGCUGUACACUGAAUACAAAGCCAGAUUAAAUCUCCUCUGGUUUCUCUUUGAAGAUAGAUUUACUGCUCAGAGCAGAAGAGAAUUUGCCUGUUAUUUUCUCCUCCCACACAAUUUGGUCAGAAAUUACAGAUUGAUGAUCAGCUGGCUUUGCCUGGAGAAAAGUAGAUGGCUAAGCAUUGUGUCUACAAGGAUAUAAUCUUAAAUACUGAAUAGAAGAAAAAGAGAGUACAUUUUAGACUAAACAUACAUUCUAGUGAUUAAGCGCUUUGGAACAAAAUGGGUAUGAAAGAAUGUGAUUAUAUAGCAUCUUUGUAAUAAUAUUCACUCCUAAGGCACUGUACAGGUUGAUCACAUAUUCCAAAGAGAUGCAGCAAACCCAGGUGGCCUAGACUUAAAGCAAUACCAUCUUAAGUCCUAUUAGAAUCUAAACAGUGGUCUCAGUCCAGCCAAUAAAAAGCUUCUGAUAGUUGCAUUGAAUCAGAAACAGGCAACUUUUUGGAGCUUCCAGUGAGGAAUUAUGGCGGACUGGAGAAAGGAGUGGAGAGACACCACAACCAAGAAUGCAGGCUAGAAGGUGGAUGCCAGCCAGCAAAAUCUCCCUGGAUCAAAGGGAGAUCAUGAGAUAAGCCAUUUGCACUCCGGAUGGUGGCUCCUUGUGAGUGUACUGCAGAACUGGAGUUGCCAGGAGUCCCAGGAUUCCAUCUACACUCACAACUGCAGUAUAGCCUAUAUGGACAAUGAACCCCGCCAUCUUCAUUUCUUAACCCCCUUUAGGAAAUAAUUAAUCUAUAGAUAUAAUUGGAGGACUUUACAUAAUAAAACAUACAGUAAUGUCCUAGACUGUGACAUUUUGUUGCCAUGGUGAUGUGGUUUGUGAUAUAGAGAGACUUCCUUUGCAAAAAGGAUAAGAUUCCUUGUGGUGAGUUAAACCUUCUUUCGGGAUUGCAAAAAUAAAAAGACUUUUAGGAUUUAAAGAUUCAAGAACUUUUUGCAAAACGCUUAACAAAGAGAAGAUUUAAGAAACUUUUCAAAUGGCAAAAGGGGCAGUUAUUUUUCUAUUUUUUAAUUAUAUCUAUUAUUUUUAUUUUUGAUGAAAGUCCUUUGGGAUAAAGUUGCUAGUAAAGAGACCAGUCCUUCAUGGGAAUGCUUUUUGUUUACUGUUAAAAAGUGCAUCUAUAAUGGCAACUCCUAGAAAAAUGACAAGAGACAGUAGGAAGGGAUGGUUAGAGCAGCCUGCAGAGAAAACAGUUACAGCAGAUCUGCUUCAGAAAUUAUUUAGCAAGAUUAGUAUAUGCUCAAAAGUAGAAAGGUUCGGCAUUUCUCACAUGGAGGAAUGGUUGGUGAAGAUGAUGGACCUUGCAGAGAUGAUUAAACUGACUUCC
Python bivittatus (Burmese python) is the source of this 4763-nucleotide messenger RNA. RefSeq names its product solute carrier family 22 member 3 (gene SLC22A3). Gene Ontology annotation, molecular function: transmembrane transporter activity. Gene Ontology annotation, cellular component: membrane. NCBI's taxonomy places the organism in Eukaryota, Metazoa, Chordata, Lepidosauria, Squamata, Pythonidae. The record is from RefSeq and is a predicted model, not a curated record. Gene Ontology annotation, biological process: transmembrane transport.